CAAAGCCCAGACGUGUAAAGUUUACGUCUCGAGUAAAGAAAGAGAAGAGUUCAGAAAUGGAGAAAAUAGAGCACACGACGGUCGCCACCAAUGGCAUAAACAUGCACGUGGCGUCGAUUGGGACAGGCCCGGUGGUGCUCUUCCUCCAUGGCUUCCCUGAGCUCUGGUACUCGUGGCGACACCAGCUUCUCUACCUCUCCUCCCUCGGCUACCGCUGCAUCGCCCCCGACCUACGCGGCUAUGGCGACACGGACGCCCCGCCCUCCCCUGCCUCUUACUCAGCUUUCCACAUUGUUGGAGACCUCGUCGCCCUUCUUGACCAGCUUGGCAUCGAGCAGGUCUUCUUAGUCGGCCAUGACUGGGGAGCUAUGAUGGCCUGGUACUUCUGUUGGUUCAGGCCGGAUCGAAUCAAAGCUGUGAUCAACCUGAGCGUGCCAUUUUUACCCAGGAACCCGGCGUUAGAUUUUGCUGAUGGAUUCAGGGCUUUGUUUGGUAAUGAUUAUUACUUUUGCAGGUUUCAGGAACCUGGAGAAGCUGAAGAAGAUUUUGCUUGUGUCGAUACUGCAAUGCUAAUGAAGAAGUUCUUUUCAUUAUUUGGUCCAAAUCCUCUGAUGAUACCUAAAGAAGUGGGAGCUAGAGGAUUGCCAACACCAGAUGCAUUGCCUUCUUGGUUGUCAGAAGAAGAUAUUAAUUAUUAUGCCACCAAGUUUAAGCAGACAGGUUUCACCGGAGGAUUGAACUAUUAUAGAGCUAGCCACCUAAAUUGGGAGCUCACAGCGCCAUGGACUGGAUCACAAAUCAAAGUGCCAGCCAAGUUCAUUGUCGGAGACCAGGAUAUCGUCUACAAUAUCCCAGGUGUCAAAGAAUAUAUAAGCGAUGGCGGCUUCAAGAGAGACGUCCCAUGCUUGCAAGACGUAGUUUUGAUGGAAGGAGUAUUUCAUUUUAUCAAUCAAGAGAAGGCAGAUGAGAUUAGCGCACACAUAUAUGAAUUUAUCAACAAGUUCUGAGUGUGCGAGAAAGUGUUUUCAGGUCGAGGGUUGUGAGGGUCAUGUUUUCUGUUUAGUUUCCAUGGGUGAGUGUCCCAUCUAUGAAGCCAAUUAAGGGAUUAAAUAAGCAUGUAAUGUUGAUUAUGUGUACUGAGCAAAUCAACAAUGGUGUUAUUUUAUUAUGUUAUUUAUGCCUAACGAAUUAAAUAAUAUUGUAAAGUA
Juglans microcarpa x Juglans regia is the source of this 1208-nucleotide messenger RNA. Its product is annotated as epoxide hydrolase A-like. The coding region runs from base 57 to 1007 and encodes 316 amino acids. Gene Ontology annotation, molecular function: hydrolase activity. The transcript has 3 exons. Lineage: Eukaryota; Viridiplantae; Streptophyta; Magnoliopsida; Fagales; Juglandaceae. The record is from RefSeq and is a predicted model, not a curated record.